CGCUUUAACUGUAAAUAAGCGUACGGUAGUGGCAAAAUGUUUUAAGGGGAAAAGAUAUUACGGAAGGUGGCGAUACUGUGUAAUAGACUCCGCUGGAUUGCCAAGAUUUAAAAACGGUAAGCUUCUAUAUUCCUCAGGGCGCCGGUGGGGCUCCUUGGUUUAGUAAUAACGUGCUACCAGGGGAACCGGAGAAAAACGGAAGGAAAAUGGUGAAUAAAACAUCCUCCCUGAAUGACUGGUGCAAGUACCGUAAUGACAACUACGGUUCUUUCAGCGAACAUGAUCACGGAAUGGCAUUCACUAUGCGUGAAAUAGUUACAACUCAGACCGAUACCGCUGUUGCCGGAGUGGCGAGAACUGGCGCCAUAUGCUCCAGGUCUAGUUCCUGCUCUAUCGUUGAAUCUUUCGGAGGCUUUAAUUCGUUCAUCACCGCUUCCCAUGAACUGGGUCACAAUCUUGGAGCUUACCAUGACGGUUCGGCUGGAACUUCUGGGGGAACGUCUUAUGACAAUAGGGCUUGUUCCGCCGGCGAUGGGUUCAUUAUGGCGCCAUCAUCUGGCAGCUCGGAUCCGUCAAAAGGCUAUUAUUUCUCCACUUGUUCCGUUGCAAAUUUCAAAGUAGGAUUGGCUGAAGCGUGUUGCCUCGUUGACGAAGGCCACUAUGAAAAUUCUGAAGAAUUUGCAUCACACACACAGCAUCUUCCUGGGCAACUGUACACCGCUAAUCAGCAGUGCCAGAUGUUAUAUGGUUCGAGUUCAUCGAUGUGUAGGACAUUUGGAUCUUCAAACUACUGUCAGUACCUGAGCUGUAGCCAGACGUCUGGCGGAUGUACGCACGGGUUUAAACCGCCGGCAGAUGGCACUGACUGCGACACAAAUAAGUGGUGCAUCCAGGGCUCAUGUGUUGACAAAAGUGCCGCCCUGCCACAGUCCCACGGCGACAGCGGUGAGACAACCUCGUGGUGCCCAUAUGGGUGGCCCGGUGAUCUGUGCACUGAUGGGGACGCUUCGUCUAUUAACGUCGGCCAGGGAUGGGAAACAUGCAAAACAGCCAUCACCCGAGAUGGCGACACUUUGUGCGCCAACGCUCAAAUCAAGGCUUCCGGUUUCUGUUGCAUCCAGUGUUACUAUCAUGAGCAAUCUAAAUUGACAGGUACUUGGAAUGAUUGGGGCCAGUGGAGCGGAUGCAGCGCCACGUGCGGGGGAGGUACACGCACGCGCACCCGUACAUGUCCAACUGGUCAAAAUUGCGCCGGUGACAGUUCACAGACUGAAGGAUGCAAUGCAAACGCUUGUGGAACCUGGUCUGACUGGUCUGCCUGGACCACGUGCACUGUCACGUGUGCUGGCGGAAGUCAGACAAGAUCAAGAACAUGUAAUGGCGGAAGUGACUGUCCUGGAAGCGCUACCGAAUCUCAGGACUGUAACACCGGUGCUUGCCCUGCUACCCCAACUUGGACCCAGUGGGGUGCCUGGACCUCGUGUUCAGUUUCAUGUGGUGGAGGAACCCAAACUAGAACGAGGACAUGUAACGGAGGGAGCUCAUGUGUUGGCGACAGCUCAGAAUCCCAGGACUGCAACACCAACGAUUGUACAACCCCAACUUGGACCCAGUGGGGUGCCUGGACCUCGUGUUCAGUUUCAUGUGGUGGAGGAACCCAAACUAGAACGAGGACAUGUGACGGAGGGAGCUCAUGUGUUGGCGACAGCUCAGAAUCCCAGGACUGCAACACCAACGAUUGUACAACCUCCGCUUGGGGAGAGUGGGGUUCCUGGUCCACGUGCACAGUCACGUGCGGUGGUGGAACUCAGACAAGAACGAGAACUUGCGAAGGAGAUGGCUCGACCUGUCCGGGGGUGAGCUCUGAGACUAACAGCUGUGGUGGAGGUGAUUGCCCGGGUACAUGGACGCAGUGGGGCUCGUGGUCAACAUGCAGCGCCACCUGUGGUGGAGGAACAACAACAAGGACGCGCACCUGCGAAAAUGGCGUCUGUGACGGAGUUGACAGCGAGUCUGAAGCAUGCAAUACCGCUGCUUGUAAUGAUGGCGCUGUUGACGGCAAUUGGAGUGACUGGAGUUCCUGGUCAGACUGCAGCGCCACCUGUGGAUCUGGACUCAAGACGAGAGAAAAACUGUGUAACAACCCGGCACCUUCAAAUGGUGGUUCUUACUGCUGCUACAACGGAGUGUGUCAGUACAACCGGCUGACCGGCAGGACUUCGUGUGAUGCUGGUCCUUGUGGCAAUGCUGUUGACGGCAAUUGGGGCUCAUGGCAGGCCUGGAGCACGUGUGACUCAAGCUGCAGGAGAACCCGCGUCAAGUACUGUGACGACCCCGCCCCCAGCAAUGGCGGACAGGGUUGUUACUAUAACAACCAGUGUUGUUACACGCGUCUGCGACAAGGAGGGAGUUGCACUGGAGGAUCCUGUGGCUCGACUAGUAACUGUACUGAUACUCGCAGUUGGUGCAGAGCAUACGCUCGGUACUGUAAUUACAGAUAUAUUCGCAGUCGCUGCUGUGCAACAUGCUCUAAUAGAGGUUGACGAGCUGGCAAAUAAUUCGUUACCAAAAAGGCGCUUACAACCAAUUCAGGACGCUGCACAUGAUAGAUGUCGUAUUACGCUGUCCGAAGAAAACGAGCAAAUAUAAUACUAUAUACCGUAUCUAAAAAAGAACAUUAAGUGUACACUGGACCGAAGUAAUGCAAUAUUUUUCUUUAUAUAAGUUGGUAAACUUUAAACUUUUCAUGUUUAUAUCAAGAUAAGAGUAGAAUAUAAAUGCCUUAGCGUGAACCGAUAUUUUGCUACGCAACGACUGUACAGUCGGAUUUAAUACUUUCAUUGUAUGUCUAAAUCUCUGUCAAAUGAGAUUUCGAAUGUGUAUAAACACUCCAUAUACAGCAAUUAGAAAUAUACG
Molecule: messenger RNA, 2916 nt
Organism: Lingula anatina
Lineage: Eukaryota; Metazoa; Brachiopoda; Lingulata; Lingulida; Lingulidae
Biological process (GO): proteolysis
Molecular function (GO): metalloendopeptidase activity
Source: RefSeq, a predicted model, not a curated record